UGGUGCAUUAAUACAGAGAGUGUGCAAUCGCGGCGAAGAAUUGGGAGAGACUGAGGAGCGAGAAAUCCAACCAUUUUCUAACCUCCUCUCUCGCAUUUCUUUGCAAAUUUCGUUCACUUCGAUUCACCAAAUGGCUCCGUCUUCAGAAACUUCCGUUCGCAAGAACAUGAUUCCUUCAUUUCUCUACGGUUCUUCCCCUAAAACCCUACCGGUUAUUCACCAGAUCAUCAACUCCGGUCCCGCUCCUUCCGCCGCCGCGUCGCCUUCGUUGUCCGGAACUGGAUCUUUCAUGAUUCCUUCUCCCAAGGAAUCCGGCAAGAUCGAGAUGUACUCACCGGCUUUCUAUGCUGCUUGUACCGCUGGUGGAAUUUUUAGCUGUGGUCUUACUCACAUGACCGUCACUCCUCUUGACCUAGUCAAGUGUAAUAUGCAGAUUGACCCUGCCAAGUACAAGAGCAUCUCAUCAGGGUUUGGAGUAUUGCUCAAGGAGCAGGGAGUUAAGGGCUUUUUCCGCGGCUGGGUGCCUACUUUGCUUGGAUACAGUGCACAGGGUGCUUGCAAGUUUGGAUUCUAUGAGUUCUUUAAGAAGUACUAUUCUGAUAUUGCUGGUCCAGAGUAUGCAAACAAGUACAAGACCUUGAUCUACCUUGCUGGUUCAGCAUCUGCCGAGGUUAUUGCUGAUGUUGCACUUUGCCCAUUUGAAGCUGUGAAAGUUCGUGUUCAAACUCAACCUGGUUUUGCAAGGGGUCUUGGUGACGGGCUCCCGAAAUUUGUCAAAUCUGAAGGAGUUUUGGGGCUCUACAAGGGAUUAGUGCCUCUAUGGGGACGACAAAUUCCAUACACUAUGAUGAAAUUUGCUUCUUUCGAGACCAUUGUUGAGCAAAUCUAUAAACAUGCCAUCCCCAGGCCAAAGAGCGAGUGCAGCAAAUCUCUGCAACUUGGUGUCAGUUUUGCUGGUGGAUAUGUUGCUGGUGUACUUUGUGCAAUUGUGUCUCAUCCUGCGGAUAAUCUUGUCUCUUUCCUGAACAACGCCAAAGGUGCCACAGUUGGUGAUGCUGUUAAGAAGUUUGGUGUGGUGGGUCUUUUCACCCGAGGUCUCCCUCUCCGUAUUGUUAUGAUUGGAACACUUACAGGAGCCCAGUGGGGAAUAUAUGAUGCUUUCAAAGUCUUUGUGGGACUGCCAACAACUGGUGGUGCUGCUCCUCCUGCUGAGAUCGCAAAGGCAUAAAGCAACCUAUGGUGACCAUUUAUAUUUUGUUUGAGUAACGCAGUAAAGCAGAAAUAGGGACCAUAAAUAAACAGAGGGCUGCUGUGGUUGCCCAAGUUCUCAAGUUCAGACACUGUCUACAUUUUUCCUGCAUUUGGUCAUUUAAUUUUUGGUAGGAUGAUUUUGCUCCCAUCUCUUCCAGUUGCUGAAAACUUUUUAGGUAGGAAUGAUAUAAUUUGUGUGUUAGGAUUACUACACGCAACUUUCAAACGGGAAUACACAUUUAUUUGAUUGUUUAUGCAUAAGCAUGGACGCAUAUGCAGUGCUUGAGAUCCAAUUUUCUUCUAUUAAUUUUCAUCUGGAAUAUAUUUUUGGCGUUAAAAGAAA
This is a messenger RNA of Vicia villosa (hairy vetch), 1594 nucleotides long. RefSeq names its product mitochondrial phosphate carrier protein 3, mitochondrial-like. Gene Ontology annotation, biological process: mitochondrial phosphate ion transmembrane transport. Gene Ontology annotation, molecular function: phosphate transmembrane transporter activity. Bases 131 to 1228 code for a protein of 365 amino acids. Gene Ontology annotation, cellular component: mitochondrial inner membrane. The record is from RefSeq and is a predicted model, not a curated record. Lineage: Eukaryota; Viridiplantae; Streptophyta; Magnoliopsida; Fabales; Fabaceae. The transcript has 6 exons.